UAUUUAUUGGUAGGAGAGGUCUUGCGUCGUCGUCAGUUUCCUCAUCGCCCCUUUUCCCCCAUUGACUUAAUUACAGGAGAAGCAUUCUUCGUUAAAAAUUCCCAUUUUCCAUUGCCUCAAGAUCCACCGACGCGACAAUGUCUUCCUCUCCGGCCAUACUUCCCAUCUCCAAUCCUCAAUCCACCGCCGUCCUCUCCGCUACAUCCGGCGGUUCUCUCCAAUCUCAAGGCCCUGUCACUACGCCGGCCUUCCGCGUCUUCAUUAACCACAUAUCGGAAUCUCUCCGGCACGGCCUCUCCCAGCGAAAACCAUGGGCCGAACUUGCGGAUCGGACGGCAUUUUCAAAGCCCGAAUCAUUAUCCGAAGCGACCUUGCGAAUUCGCAAGAAUUACUCCUAUUUUCGCGUCAAUUAUCUCGCUGUGGUUGCUCUGAUCCUUGGCUUUUCUCUCGUUUCUCAUCCGUUUUCCCUUAUUCUUCUGCUCGGGCUUUUAUCCUCGUGGAUAUUCCUCUACCUCUUCCGUCCGUCGGAUCAGCCGCUGGUUGUAUUCGGCCGCACAUUCAAGGACAGUGAAACCCUAAUUCUCCUGGUUUUGCUCAGCGUGUUCGUCGUGUUCCUCACCAGCGUUGGAUCGGUCCUCGUUUCGGCUCUUUUGGUCGGUGUGGCUCUGGUUUGUGCCCACGGCGCGUUUAGAGUUCCCGAAGAUCUCUUCCUGGACGAACAAGACAAUGUAACCCCCGGAUUUCUCUCGUUCUUUAGCAGCGCGGCUUCCAGCGCUGCCGCUGCCGCCGUGCCUGCGGCUGCUCGCACGUGAUUCGAGUAGACCAGGGGAUGGAACCGCCUUCGCUUCGGUAUCAGUAAAUGCAUUAAAUCUUGAAAAUUGGCGUAGACGAAAUAAGAUGCAGGUUUUUUCUUUUUCUUUUGUGCAAAAUUUCAUAUUAACGAUCCGUUCAUUUACCUUGAGAUAGAAUAUAAUACUCCGUUAGGCUGUCUAUGGAUUCAAUUUUUUCCCUUCUUCUUAUACCGUGGAUAUUGCAGUUCGAAUUUUGUUAUAACACAGUGUGAAUUUCAUUCUUU
Messenger RNA from Cucurbita maxima (winter squash), 1075 nucleotides. Its product is annotated as PRA1 family protein B4-like. The record is from RefSeq and is a predicted model, not a curated record. Gene Ontology annotation, biological process: vesicle-mediated transport. The coding region runs from base 138 to 812 and encodes 224 amino acids. Gene Ontology annotation, cellular component: endoplasmic reticulum; Golgi apparatus. The transcript has a single exon. NCBI's taxonomy places the organism in Eukaryota, Viridiplantae, Streptophyta, Magnoliopsida, Cucurbitales, Cucurbitaceae.